Messenger RNA from Synchytrium microbalum, 10230 nucleotides. RefSeq names its product nucleoside-diphosphate kinase (gene YNK1). Lineage: Eukaryota; Fungi; Chytridiomycota; Chytridiomycetes; Synchytriales; Synchytriaceae. The transcript is spliced from 20 exons. The record is from RefSeq and is a predicted model, not a curated record. The coding region runs from base 1 to 10230 and encodes 3409 amino acids.
AUGCAUUACCUAACAAGCGUUCCCAAAGAGAUUGCCAACAAUCCGCGAGCUCUGAAAUAUCGCAGAAGGGUGCUAAAUCCAAGAACCUUUCAAUUGAGCCCAGCUUUUCGAAUGUUCCGAGUCGGUGCCUGGACCACCACUGCGUGUGCCAUGACUUGGCUCGUUUUGUUUGCUGACUGGGGCGAUGGUUACCACUCGUUGACUCCCGUUCGAAACGCUUACGCUCGGCAACGCGAUUGGUUCUUUGGCCUGACUGAAGAUGACAUAGAAGAAGAUAUAAUGGAGUCUUUUCCUAGUCUUCCCGUGUCUAGUCAAUCUAUCAAGGCACCGCUGUUUGAGCUCUUGUCAUUGUCGAACAAGCUAACAUUUGAUAAUGUCUACGUGAAUGGGCUCCACGCUUUGCGCCGCUGUGAAAUACGCAAUACCUCGGAUUCGACUAUAAUUGUAAAGCUACGAUCCAAUCUUGGCAACCAGAUCGCCUUCCAAGUCACAAACGAGAAUCUACCCGACUAUGAUGAUCAGCCAACUUCAAACAUUAUCUUAUCAGAUCGAAUACCACGUACUUCUGCAUCCUCAAUUGACUCUGUAGCCGAAGAUGAUGGUGUUCAUCGUAAUCUGCCCUCAAAGCCACGCUCACGAGCAUCGUCAUUCUCAAAUCCACGCAUUAGCUCUACAAGUGGUGACAAAUCAGUAGAUAAAAUCCUCAUAGAUAAGUUGAAUCUCUCCGCGGAACCAUCCGUCAAUGUAAAUCUAUCAUUACAAACACCAUAUUCCCAACAAUUCAACCAACUCUUCAACUAUGUCAACCACAUUGAUGAAGUCACUAUUGAACCAGGCAUGAAGCAAAAGAUAAUCAUUGCCUUCUUGCCUGAAUCUAAAGUAAAAACUCGAAGGCGGACCGAAAAGCCAGAAACGGAGGCAUUUAUGGCUGGACAAGACGAGAAUGUCGCUGGAGAAGAAUCUUUUGAUUUCUUUGAAGUCAACGGGAUGCUCUUCUUCUUUGGAUAUACUCAAAAGGCUCCAGACGCUAGCCAUGCCAUCACAGAAUGGAUACCGCCUAUGGUUGUAGACUUGGAAACACCAGUUUUGCCUAGCCCUGCGAUGUCUCGAGUCAUUAUGUCCUCAAAUAAUAGCAAACCAACAUCACCAGUCGACGAUGGUGCUUUGAACGUUAUAUCUCCUCCCGACUACCAGUGUACAGUCAAAUUCAAAUCUCGAGUUUGUCGCUCGGUACUCUGGACGGAUGUUAGUGAGAUAGUGUUUGAAGACAGUGUUGUAGGAGGAACAUACUUCAAAGACUUUACGCUUUGGAAUCGAUCCGAAAUCGACUUGUAUUGGAACCUGAAUAUGGUUGAAGUACCGAAUGCUAAAAGCGUCCAACUUCUGGAUUGUGACACGGGAGAGCUCUUGGAUACAAAACCCAUAUCAUCCUUCUCCCAUCGAAGAAUAAGAGUUGCGUUUAGGCCGUUGCAGCCCGGUGACUUUGGACUAGAGCUGCAAUUAGAAAACUUGAAUGAUGCCGCCAACUUGAUACCAAUAUUUGUUCACGCCAUGGUUAGAACCGUCGUGAAUGAAGAACUUUUGGUCGUUAGUACUGGCACCUCGUUAGAUUUUGGAGACUGUCUUGCUGGAACUUGGUGCAAGCAACAGCUAGUACUUCGGAAUAUCUCAGAAUCGAAUUUGGAUGUGGAAUUCUCGUCUGACUAUGCCGAUGUCAUUUUCCAGCUCAAGGUAGAUGACGUAGAACAUAGUGACAGCCAACAGAAUGACAAUGAUACGGUAGAACCAAUUCGAGAAAUCGAUAAUCACGUAGCGGAAAGUGAUGAAGAAUCCAACUCGGAUUCCUCUCCACAGUCCUCGCCAACGCUCAAACCAUCUACCCUCAAAUCAAACGAAAUGUCUCAUUCUAGCUCGCUGGACGUUUUAGAGAUGUUCCAGGCUCAGUCAGGUACUGCGGAAAUCUCACCCGAUAUUUCAGCACCAAACCAAACAGAUGAGCUGACAUACAUAGAGGAGAUGGUUCUCAAACCUGGCUCCGAACGAAUCGUUGAAGUAUUUUAUAAACCUCAAAAGGAUAAUUUCACUCCAGAUUUCCGUGGUGGUCGUCUUACUAGAAGGAGCUUCCGCAUAUUUUUGACAUACACGGUUUUAGGGAGCUCAACGCCCGAAAAGAAGACAAUUCAGUGCAAGGCUAGAACCUGCACCUCCUUUAUCGAUGUCUCGCCACACGAAGUCACCUUUGGAGACACGGAUGUCGGAACCUUGAAGUCAUGCCCAUUGCUAAUAACAAAUGUCGCCGAUCUCAAUGCUAGGAUUGAGUUGCGAUUUAUAUCCAAGGUCCUUAAUACGUAUCGUGAUGAGCUCGUCAUCCCACCACGACAAUCAGUAGAAGUCAAGGUUGAUAUCUAUCCUCGAAAAGUAAAUCCCGACUAUAGCAAACAAAUAACGGUGGUGAAUCUCACCAAUCGAGACAAUGACCAGGUAGUAGAGGUCAGAUCCAAUAACAUAGACAAAAAUCGAGUCACCUUUCAUUCCCUAUUUUAUCGAAUAUUGACGCCGUCCAACACGAAUUUUAUUGAUUUCGGUGGUCUGGUUUUGAACGCACCAGCCGUACGCACCUUUAUACUGGACAAUAUAUCAGCCAAACCUUUAGUCUUGGAAUUAUCAACUUCAAUGUCAGAAGAAAUGCUACUGUUUGUCAAGACUGACACGUUAGUAGGUCGUGAUAGCGAAGCUACACCUUCGUUGCAACGACGAGAGAAAUUGUUAGACAUGAGCAAUCGUAAACUCGACUCUGAUACAGCUAAUGGCACAAAAAGCUCUGAGAGCCCAGCUACGGACUUGGAGGAUUCUGAGAAUUCAGCACAAUCUCCUACUACUGCUCCGCCUCGACUCAGAUCUCAAAUGCCUUCGGAGCGUCUCGAGGCAACGGAAAGGACUCAAUAUCUUGACCUUGCCUCGACAGUGUCGGAUAAACGCUCACCUCGCAGGAGAGGUACUGGGCGCACGUCCACGGUGGCAGUUCCUCACCGAAAUCUCAGCCGAGAUCGUGAAAACAGGGAAUACGUCCCCGAUGCAACCAUUACACUUGAUACCAAACUUAGCGGUGAAGAUGAGCGCAGCCGCCCAUCUCGGCUGCCUGACCAAGGACGUCCUUCACGAAACGGUCUGCUAUCUAAUGGUAACAAUUAUAUUUCAGUCAACGUCACAGCCAGCAAUAGCAAUAAUGCAGAAGGUGAAGAAGUCGAGUCAAGAAUGCCAGUCAGUAAACUCAUAACUAGCCUAGAAACCACCACUGGUGUCUCACCACCUCUAUUUCCCAAAAUAUCCGCCGAAGAAAAGUUUGUACGAGCUCAACUCUUGCUUCGACGUGAACUGGAACUGGCCGUAUCCGAAAACAGACUCGUGCCAGCUAAAAGAGUUCUGAUACAACCUCAGUCUCAACUAAUGGUUGUUGUGGUCUUUACCCCCUUAUCGACCAAUAGGCCGAUGGUACAGAGCAAGCCUCGAAAGUUUGAUGGACGAGUAUUUAUGAAACUCGUCGAAUUUGAUCGUAGUAUAAGACAGCCGCAGUUCGAGGCCUUGCUUCAAGGAGAAUCUAUACCCGUUAGGGAGUUUUUAGUCAGAUGCUCGAUAUGUAGGUCAGUCAUGGAACUAGGUCAAAAGCACAUCAACUUUGGCACGCUCGUGAAGAAUGAGAGAAGAACGAAAACUAUAGUAAUAAGAAACAACUCCGAGAUACACCUUUUGUAUGCAAUCCGUAAGUCCGGAACUGUAGCCUCCGGCGACGUGAUUAUUGGAGAAGGAAGAUUUGGUAUAUUACGUAGUUUAGCUCAAAAGGAGGUAGAAUUUGUAUUUGAUCCAUCCUUAUCUGGCGCCUUCCAAGAGCGCCUAAAGGUGGAGAAUGUCAUGGAUCAUACCAACGACCAGCUGCUAUCCUUGAAGGCCCAGAUUCGAAAACCGUCAAACUUCUUUUUACAGGCAAUGACGAUCGACUUUGGUGCAUGCCUCAUAGAUAACGAAUCUCUUCAACCUCAGAGUAUAGUCGUAUCCAAUACGUCGUCCAAGCAAUCCCGUCUUAUGGAAGUGAGGGUAGAAUUGGCUGACACAGUAUACAAGUAUUUUGACCUUCGAGUUCGCUUCGAGGCAGUAUCGAACGGUGACGUUGGUGACCAGGAUAGUAUCGACGAGAAUCGUGCUCGUCGUGUAGUACUCAGCAAAGCUUCAGAGGAGAAACUGGAGCAGUUAGAGCAGAAGCUUAAGAUUGCAACUCGUAAGGGUCGGCCCGAAAAGAUUCGUAAACUUGCUGACCAGAUUGACCGUCUGAAGAGCGGGCUCGAUGAUAAUCUAUUCGACACGGACAAUGCUACGUCGUCUGUCUCUGAAGCACUGACAGGAUCGCCCAUUCCGUCUCAGGUACCCACGCCGACAACUGAGCCGUUUUUCAGUCCUCCGACUCAAGCCAACUCAACGUUGGGUUCGAACGACAAUAUCUCUAUAACUAGUCGUGAUGCUGUAGAUGCCAGAGUCUCUGCCGUAUCUUUUACCCGCAUUGCCGCAAUACCGCCUCGGCCACGAAUCCGAGUAACAGAUCAUUCCAUUAUAUUUCCAUUGGAUCCUCGAGAAGUACAAACUGUGCUGGUUCGUAUCACACCGGUAAAAAGACAGUCCCCCCAUAUUACUGACCUGGAUGAGCCAACUGGGUCAGAGAGCCUCUCUUGUCGGAUUCUUGUGCAUGAGCACCGCAACACUGAUUCGCUCAAAGUGCUGAAACUAAAGGCCGUCGUUUGUUAUGAUCAAGCCUCAUAUAUAGACGAAUCUUCGCGUCUCAGGAUUGGAAAUAGCCAUGAUGACGAUACGCCCAACCUUGACGCACCAGAUUUAUCAACUCGUGGCUCGUCGUGGGUACGGUUUUCCGAAGGGUCAGACAUCCAGAAGUCCGACUCACCAUCUGAGAGUAAACCCGAAUUAUCUUCUGUUUCUGAUUCUCGUAGUAAACUGACCGAAAGUGCCACCAACACUCAGAGUGUAUCUGGCAUUAGCCAAGGAGGAAAUGGAAGCAUAAUCACCCAUGAUAGAGCGCUUACAUCGUCUCCUGUCCAGCAUACCGAGUCGUCGGUGUUAACGUCACCAGCAGGCUCAACUCCUGUUGUCGACCAGCAAUCAAUCAGACUUAUAGUAGAACUUCCUUUUAUUGAUUUAGGACGAGUAGAGGAAGGAAUCCGUCGUGACUGCUAUUUUACCCUUGUCAAUCCACAUAAGUUGCCGGUUGACUACGUGUUGUCCAAAGACGCAGAGGCUUUAGUCUUACCAGCAGUCAUGGGCCGUAUAGAGGGCUCUCAAAGCAAACGAAUUGACUUGUCUAUCCUUUCAUCGAAAUUAGGACGACAAUCGUGGUCGCUAUCAGUGAACUUCUUCCAUGAUGUCGAGACCGUCACUUUCUCUGCGUAUGUCACUGCCAAGGAAUACGUACGAUUUCCGUCUUUGGGCAAUCUGGAUAACACAGGGGCUUGGGAUUUGGGCGACUGCUUUGUCGAUCCAACCAAGAAAUAUGCCAAGGUGUUGGGUUUAAUAACGGAGAAUGUAACUAAUCAGGAUAUUGCUGUCACUGCCACAUCAAACUUGGCUCAACAAUGUUUGAUAUUUGCUGAUCAGGCCUUGGAAACUCCAGUAGUUGAAUUUAUGCUUCGUCAAAAAUCGACUACAACGUUUUAUGUAGCACUACAACCAUACGUAUCCCGCCGACCAACCGAAAAAGCAGUAUUAUCCACAGCUUCUUCUACACCCAAUACGACACCAUCAACACCGUCUACACAAGACAGGCCUCUCGAGCCUGGUGAUCGAAGUAAGGAUGGGUCUCGAGUCCGACUAAGUGCUGACGAAAGUCGUAAUCUAGUUGGUGGAUUGCGAUUUAUUGUGCAAACAAGGGAGACCAACGAAUCAAUGCUGACGUUGCUCACUCAGACCAUAAAGUUUACAGCUCUGAUAGGACAGUCAUUGUUUAACGUCUCAGAGACUCUGGUAGACUUUGGUCGAACUUGUCGUCUCAAAGACAAGUACGAGAAGACUCUACGUCUCUAUAAUAUAUCGCAUCGACUGCCACUAGUAUGUAACGUCAGUAGCUCCUCGUUAAACUUACGAACCUCAUCUGCUACUGUAUAUGUUCCACGGUCUGAAAAUGCCAGCUCCGUUGAGUUUACCAUAAAGCUAGAUGCUCAACUAAAUGGGUUUAUCGAAGAAUCACUCACCAUUGUAAAUGCUAACAACACUUCACAAGUCGUUGUCGUAAAAGUGAGGCUCUUUGUCGAUCCGAGUAUUGUAUUAGUGUCACAGAACCUCAUAGAGUGGAACGAAGUGUAUGUAGGUCCUCCAUUUCCCGACGUGCUUGGUUCUUCAGCCAACGGUGUCAUUGGUUUGAUGAAGCCUAAAUCCUCGGACAUUAUCCCCUCGUAUGAACAGUCAUUCGAGCUAGAGAAUCUGUCAGACGAACUCAUUGAGAUAUUACCAAGAAGUGACUUGAAGAUUCACGUCAGAUGGGUAGUAACUCGUCGGGCGGGAUUCGUAAUCUCUAGAAAUCCUACAGGUGUUGACGGAAAGGUAGAGGAUGACGUGAAUGAUGAUGAAAUGCAAUUAGUCGCUUAUGAGCAACAGACAGAUGUCGAGCCCGAUAUAUUAGAUGCAAAUGACGGCAACUUGGCGAUAGAAGGAUUGGUCGGUCCUCAUUUACUGUUGCAUCCACGACAAAGAGCUAUUGGAUUCGUCACCGUACCUCAGCCAUCUAAUAUUGUACUCGACUCAGAAGAUCCGGGUCACUUUGUCACUUGUGAUGGAUAUUUGAUAUUGGAUCAUGCAGAAAGACGGACGUCAUUGCAGCUCAUUCAGUUGCGAGCUCGGUAUUGUCAGUCUAUUGGAGACAUUCACCCAUCUGUUAUUGAUCUGAAAACCGUCAGGAUCGGAGACCGUGUAAAAUUCAGCUUUUCUGCAACGAAUCAGGCCGACAUUCCGCUUGCUUUUGAGUUGUGGUUACCAAGUUGUAUAGAGAUAGAGGGUGACUUCAGAAUAGUAGAUCAGUCUGACGAGGACUCUCAGCAUAUCAUUCUCUGUCCCAACUCUUCCAUCCCCCCUCGAUCAGUGCAAAUGAUCGAAGCUCUUUUCAUUGGCAAGAAGAAUAUUCCCCGCAACAAUCAAGCAUAUUCUAUUGAAUUCCACAACCUUUUUAAUGCGAAGAAUGUAUUGACUGUUGAUAUAUCCGCCACCUUGGCAAGUUUCGAGUUACGUUUUGACAGAUUGUCGAACGGUGAACUUGUCUUGCCGGCAUUGACUCAUCCAUCGACGACUUCCUCUCCUUCCGCCUGUGACGCAUGGUUCUCAAUCACCAAUCCAGGGGAGGAUGAAGUAAAGUUUGAAGUGGGAGUAAAUGUAGUUUCAGAGUUUAGUCAUCUAGUGCGUAUAGAGGUAUUGAGCAGGUCUACAAACUCCCCUCUAGACACAGGCGCCAUAACUUUAGGUGCCAAUUCUUCCAUUGAUGUGCGAGUCCGGGCCUUUGCUUGUGAAUCUCGUCUCUCAACCAAUGAUUCUCGCUCGAUGGAUGAGGGUGGUCAAGUGUGGGCUGAAGUUUUGAUUGAUGCCGAGCGCAUACCCAUUCGUGGGCGUCUCGUUGAAGGACCUUCCUUCACCUUGUCUGAGUCUCGAUUAGUCUUUAAUCCUCGAAAACUCAAAGAGACCAAUCAAUCAUCAGUAACAAUCGCAAAUCUAUUGUCUCUCCUUCCCUUACGUUUCCAAAUUAAGAUCGAGUUUCCAAUGGAGAUUCCCGCUGAUACUGAGCUGAUUCGAGUAGCACCUCUCGAUGCCAACAUGUGUGGAGUAGUUGAGGCAAGCUCGAAGUUAGCCAUAUCUAUAGAGCUCAUGUAUUCAGACAUUGCUGCACUAUCCGAGGAUAUAAAGCUGCUGGUCAUAGAUGUAGACGCUGUAUUACGACCCCCUCAAAUAAUCUUACUUGCUAUUGCUGAGCCGGAAGACUUGGUCGAAGUCAAUAGUCCUAGGAUUCAAGCACAAGAGGGCAGUAUUGUGGAAGCUGUUGCACUUCAAGACAUGUCUGCUGCCGAAUCUGGUGAAGAAAGAGAAUCAUUUUGGGACGCCCAAUCUACCGCUUCUGCAUCAUCAGCAGAAAGUGCCGAAUCGGUAGAACUUGUCGAAACAGAAACCCCCAGGAUGCCAGAAAACAGUCCGCGUCCAGCUGACGCGGUGACUGCCACAUUGUUAGCACCGAACAGUGUACGACGCGAUAGGAAGCUUCCUGUCUUCUUGCUGAAAGGCUGCAAGAGAGUGGAUGACAACGUCAAUAAUCUAUACGAGUUGGAAUUGGGCCAGCAAGACUUGAGUACGACAUCCAUAAAUCGUAAAAUUGGAUUAGAAAACGUCUCGUCGGAACGAGUAUCUUUCCGCCUAAAGCUUCUGACCAACUCAGACCUCGCGUGGCUCUCCUUCAACCGAGCAGAAGGCGUCCUGGAUCCGGGACCGCAGGAAACGCCUUAUCCUAUAACUCUAAACAUGACUGCAGCAACCAGAGGCACUUACACCACGUAUUUAACCAUUGAAAAUAUUGACAAUCCCUCUGACUCGAAGCUAGUUCGCAUAUCCAUGGAAGUGGUGCCUCGUCAGAAUAUCCGACGAACUCCAGCUCUACCGUCUGCUACCACUGGAUCAAAUGUACCAUCUACCGAACCAAUAAGCCACGUGUUUGAUGUACUGGUCAACGGUGUAGAUGCAGAACAGACUCAUAUUGAAAUGGAUAAUCUUUACUAUGAAGCUGACUACGUCGCACGUAGUAUGGUCAUUUAUAAUCGUGAAAGUGUCCCACUUCAAUUCACAGUAACGUCCAACGUAGCAUUUGAUGAACCCAGUGAAUUGGUUUUUUCAAUAUCACGGACGGGAGCCAGGCUAUUCCGUAAGUUGGUAGUAGAACCUGAAAGCCAUGUCCGCGUCUUUGUACGGUAUCGACCUUCAAAAGGAAGUGAUUAUUGGAAUAGUAAAAGCUCAGGAUCAUUGUCGCUCAGGGACGCCACUCGACCCGAUGAACGAAAUAUGGAAGUCUAUGUGAAUUGUAGGCUCGUUAAGGAUUAUCAAAAGAUUGUUGCCGUGAAAGCUGUAGUACGGCAUCCUCAGAUAUCCUUGUCAACUUCGAGCUUGCUGUUUACGGGUACUGUAAAGCCAACAGAAAAUGGAUUAGUGGUAGAUGUCCAGCCGGAAUCUGCAAGUAUUGUACUGUCUAAUCUGCUAGCAGAUGACAUGGAGUUUGCCGUUAUCAAUGACACAGCUUAUUUCGACAUCAAGUCGUUGGAUGCACCGAUGGGUUCAAUAUCAGAUUCUGUCCAGAUUACAGGACUCAUGGGUAUCAUUGCUCCGGGUCAGAGCACUCGCUUGGCAAUAUCCAUCAAUCGAGAUGCUCUUCUCCGUCAUGCUGACACAUUACGCAAGGACAAGUACGUGGUGGAGCACCUGAACAUUUACAAUCGCCGAAGACCCAGUGAAAAGUACUGGCUUGUUCUGAAACUCUCGUUUGGCCACAUACGAGACUUUGAGAUGGCGUCAGGGUCAAAGAGAGCCUUCUCUACCAUUGAGCAACAUGUGGCUAACUUUCUUCGCUACGCUACCAAAGAUUCCAGCUUGUUAAGUGUCAACGAGGUCGAGGAUCAAUUGGUUGGGAGCCAACACACUACGGCUCAAGACCUUCACUUUUUGUACAUUUACGUUGUCGAUCAGCUUAUUCAUUUCGGAACCCGAGAACACGCAUCAGAAGCAUAUAUGAGAUUGGCACAUCUGCUGUUUAGUGGCCCAGUCGUAACGCUUCUCCUUCGCGGUGAGAAUCUAAUAGAUGGAUUGAAGAAACUGGUUGGACCCAUUGCAGCUGCCGUGGACAAGUCUAUUGCCUCAAAGAGUUUACGAUCGAAAUAUAGUACUAGUGCAUCUACAGACGGAUUCCACUCCAGUGACUCAAAAGCCAUGGCUGACCGUGAAGUCAGAUUCUUUUUCCCUGAAGCCGUUGUAGAUCCGUUACCAGAAACAGAGAAUGUUCAGGCCUUCUUGGAAGACUCUCUCUAUCCAGUAUUGACAAAAGGGUUGACACAAUUGUGCAAGGAGAAGCCAGAAAACCCAACAGCCUGGUUGGGUCAAUGGCUGUUGGAGAACAAUCCCAACAAACCACAAGUGACUGAACCCGAAAGCGACUAG